Dipodomys spectabilis (banner-tailed kangaroo rat) is the source of this 2084-nucleotide messenger RNA. It is a transcript of the gene Adgrf2, whose product is annotated as adhesion G protein-coupled receptor F2. Gene Ontology annotation, molecular function: G protein-coupled receptor activity. Bases 1 to 2016 code for a protein of 671 amino acids. Gene Ontology annotation, biological process: G protein-coupled receptor signaling pathway; cell surface receptor signaling pathway. Gene Ontology annotation, cellular component: membrane. The record is from RefSeq and is a predicted model, not a curated record. The transcript is spliced from 9 exons. Lineage: Eukaryota; Metazoa; Chordata; Mammalia; Rodentia; Heteromyidae.
AUGAGCCCCGCCAUUCUGCUGUCCUGCUUGCUGUGUCUUCUGCCCAUCGAGUCCUGCAGGACAUUAUGCCAGGCCACCAGCAAAAGCAAAGAGAAGGUGCCUAACAGGCUACACGUUGCGUGUGAUGGAAUCUGUGUGGAGGAAAAUGCCCACUGCAGUCAGCUUUGCCCUCCAGGGAUUGAGGGAAAUAUGGGGUUUGUAUGCAGGACAAAGACAUGGCACAAAAUCACAGAUACCUGCCGGACCCUGAAUGCCUUCAACAUCUUUGAGGAGGAAUUACAGGCAGUUCAGGAAUUUGAAGCAAGGACAAAGGUAGAUGAGUUUCCUAGGAAAUACGAGACCAUAGCAGAGAAGCUGUUGCAGAAGUGCCCUGAGGAUUUGUCUUGUGUCACGAGAACCAUCCAGCAUUCUCCCCAGUUACCGGGAAACAUCGCUGUCAUUGUGCAGCUGUUACACAACAUAUCAAUGGAGCUAAUGGCAAAUGUGAAUGAGGCAAAGAUGCAGAGUUACAGCACCAUGGCCAACCACAUUCUUGACAGCAAAAGCAUCUUGAACUGGACCUUCAUUCCCGACAGAAAUAGCAGCUCCAUCCUGCUCCAUUCAGUCAAUUCCUUCGCAAGAAAGCUAUUGCUCAACAAACAUCCCAUUGACGUGGCGCGCGCCUUCAUUCAUACCACGGGUGCCAUCCUCUCUGGACACCAUGCCAGAAGGAAUCUCAGCUUUGCAAUGAGAGUUAAUGACACCAGCAGGGAAGUCACAGGGAAGGUCUUGAUCAGUAAAGAAGAUCUUCAAAGAGUGCCUUCCCCCUCUCAGAUCAUCAGCAUUGCGUUUCCAACUCUGGGGGCUAUCUUGGAAGCCAGCCUAUUGGAAAAUGUCACCGUGAAUGGGCUUGUCUUAUCUGUCAUUUUGCCCCAGGAGCUGAAAAGGAUCUCUCUGAUUUUUGAAAAGAUCAGAAGUUCAGAGGAAAGGAAGACACAGUGUGUUGGCUGGCAUUCCUUGGAGAGCAGAUGGGACCAGCAGGCCUGCGAAAGGAUUCAAGAAAACUCCCAGCAAGUCAUUUGCCGGUGUUGGCCAAACAAAUUAUUUACCUCUUUUUCUAUUCUUAUGUCACCUCACCCCUUAGAGAACCCAAUUCUGAUGUAUAUCACAUACAUCGGCCUGGGCAUUUCGAUUUGCAGCUUGGGCAUUUGCCUGACCAUUGAAGCCCUGGUCUGGACUCAAGUGACCAAGACAGAGAUUUCUUAUUUGCGCCACGUGUGCAUUGCUAACAUUGCAGCCACCUUGCUGAUGGCCGAUGUGUGGUUCAUCGUGGCUUCCUUCCUCAGUGGUCCAAUCAAACACCACAGCGGAUGCGUGGCGGCAACGUUUUUCGUUCACUUCUUUUACCUUUCUGUGUUUUUCUGGAUGCUGGCCAAAGCGCUCCUUAUCCUCUAUGGGAUUUUGAUCGUGUUCCAUACAUUGCCCAAGUCCGUCCUGGUGGCGUUUCUCUUUUCAGUGGGUUACGGAUGUCCUCUGGUCAUUGCUGUCAUCACAGUGGCUGUCACUGAGCCUGGCAAUGGCUACCUACGGCUUCACGUCUGCUGGCUGAACUGGGACCUGACCAAGGCCCUCCUGGCCUUCGUGGUCCCGGCGCUGGCCAUUGUGGUGGUAAACCUGGUCACUGUCAUGCUGGUGAUCAUCAAGACCCAGAGAGUGGCCAUGGGCAGUUCCAUGUUCCAGGAAGUGAGAGCCGUCAUGAGGAUCAGCAAGAACAUUGCCAUCCUCACCCCACUCCUGGGCCUGACGUGGGGGUUCGGCAUCGCCGUGGCCAUCGACGGGAGCUCCCUGGCCUUCCACAUCGUCUUCUCCUUGCUUAACGCAUUCCAGGGCUUCUUCAUCCUGGUGUUUGGAAUGAUCCUGGACCCAAAGAUAAGAGCUGCUAUUAAGGGUCGAGUAGCUUCUAUGAAUUGGAUCUCCCGAAUAUCAGAGAGCUUUUCUUCUGAAUUGACUUGUAAACCCACCAAAGGGCCAAGCUAAUAUCUCAGGCUUCAUCCCUAACCUGAGAGGGCCGUUCAUUCCAGGAACGGUGAACCCAAGGAACCACG